AUGAGGUCGGUUUUUCUAGCAGGAGUUGUCUCCAGUUGUAUGAUAUUCAAAGAGAAUGGGCUUUCAUGGGACGAAGAGAAAAAUGGAAUCUCCAAAGGAAAGUAUUACACUUAUCUACGCGGAGAAGCAGCGAAGGACUUCCAAAAAAUGAAUGGGAAGAAACCCAAGAAUUACCGGCCCUUUGUCCGGGGUGAUAUCAUUCCGAUUUUGGGCUUCUAUCGGGAAGGUUCAAAGUUCGCAAAGAGAACCGGCGAUUUGGUCGUCCUCAAUGGCGAUAUGAAUUUACCAAACCAAAAGUACAAUAAAGUCCGCUUCUUGGUUAACGAGAUCAAGAACAUUCUCGAGAACAGAGAGAAGAUGUCUCAACUCACUGUACUGGACAACGAUCUCGUCUGUCCCGAAGGAACAUGGAAGGUAUCCAAUCAAACUACGCAAAUGUCCCAAUGUCUUGAUAUUAAUGAAUGCGAUUGGACGAUUCGUUCAACACUUCAGGACGUAGGGGCUUAUAGAUGUCACAAAUCCGCAAAUUGUGAUAAUCUUGAGAACGGAGAAGGAUAUGCUUGUUCCUGUCGAGAUGGUUUUGUAGACAAGUCUCCCGAAGGAGAGGAAGGAACAGUUUGCGAAGAUAUCGACGAAUGCGCAACCGGAACACACGAUUGUGACUUUGAUCCUGACUUUGAAUGCGUUAAUGGAAAUGGUUACUAUACUUGCCAAUGUGCUGAAGGAAAAGGUGAGCGAUCGUAUGAUGAGGAUAACAACAUGUACUGCGAUCGAUUCACAUUUUUUAAUUCGCCUUGCAAGCAAGGCUACAUUCUGUCCACGAAGAUUUAUGAGUGCGUUACUGACUGGUGGUCUGGCAAAAGCUAUGAAGAGUGCAAGGAAGAAGCGCUUGGAUAUUUUGACGAUCAGGGACGAUACAAUAUUACUCGAAUGGAAUGUUUUUUGAGCAUGUUCCCGUUCGGCUGUUCAGAUGAUUCGAAAGUGGACCGACAUACAGGAAUGAUUCCUGAUUUCCAGAUUUCCGAUGUUUGCAGCGAGGAUAUUCUCCGAGCGGACUUCCGCCCAGGCGGAUACAGGGAUGAUUACGUGAUUGACUUGGCCGAUCAGACGACAUACAGGCCUCCAUUUUUCAAGCGAGAAGUGACACAACCACCAACGCCUGACCCAAUGAUGUAA
This is a messenger RNA of Oikopleura dioica, 1176 nucleotides long. Lineage: Eukaryota; Metazoa; Chordata; Appendicularia; Copelata; Oikopleuridae. The record is from the annotation of a GenBank genome assembly.